UAGGCGGAUUAAACCCGUAUUGCUUAUUUUUGCGUCCCAUAAAUGUAUUGAUGUGAACUUGUUUAAGCUGAAUUCAGAUCCAUUUAACGUGUAGCGUUUAAACACCAUUGGAGACAGACAGACUGAUUUUCUUUAAAUGCCAAAUUAUUUGAUCACCAAAUUGCCAUAAACCAAACACAUUACAGUUACAGUGAAUCGUGAAUGGAAGAAGAAAUGGUAGAGAAUAAGCAGGUGACAUUCAAGGAUUACAUAGCAGAAGGUCCCCCAAAAGAGACGGACAUGGAAGUUAGGGUUAGCAAAAUAGAGCUGAAACCGCCGGAAAAAGGAAGCGGCGGUUUGUUAGUGAAGAAUCUGUACCUGUCUUGUGAUCCGUACAUGAGAGGUCGUAUGCGAGACUAUCAUUCCUCUUAUAUUCCUCCAUUUCUUCCUGCUCAGCCUAUACAAGGAUUUGGGAUUUCGAAGGUGUUGGCUUCUGAUAAUCCUGAUUAUAAGGCUGGAGAUUUGAUUUCCGGAUUUACCAGUUGGGAGGGGUACAGCUUUAUUUACAGCUUCGAUCGAUUGAGAAAAAUUGAGCAGGAUGAACAUAUUCCUCUCUCUCUUCACCUCGGUCUUCUUGGCAUGCCAGGUUUCACUGCUUAUGCUGGAUUUUAUGAGGUUUGCUCCCCUAAGAAAGGAGAUUAUGUGUUUGUGUCUGCGGCUUCUGGAGCUGUCGGCCAGCUUGUUGGCCAAUUUGCCAAGCUACAUGGCUGCUAUGUAGUCGGAAGCGCCGGGACAAACCUAAAGGUUGAUCUUCUGAAGAAUAAGUUUGGAUUCGAUGAAGCUUUCAACUACAAACAAGAACCAAAUCUUGAUGCAGCUUUGAAAAGGUAUUUCCCACAAGGGAUCGACAUCUAUUUCGAUAAUGUGGGCGGAGACAUGCUCGAUGCUGCAUUGCUGAACAUGAGGAUUCAUGGCAGGAUCGCCGUCUGUGGAAUGAUUUCUGUGAACAGUUUGUCCGCUGCCCAAGGGAUUCACAAUUUGUUCAAUCUUAUAAGCAAACGAAUUAAAAUGCAGGGAUUCUUGCAAAGUGAUUACGUGCAUUUGUAUGAACCGUUCCUUAAACAAGUUAGCGACGACUACAAGCAAGGGAAGAUUGUUUACCUUGAAGAUAUGACUGAGGGAUUGGAAAACGGUCCGGCUGCUUUAGUCGGAUUAUUUUCCGGUAAAAAUGUCGGUAAGCAAGUUAUCCGUGUAGCUCGUGACUGAUUAUUUGUACAAUAAAAAUUCACUUUCGAGCCUCUUAACUUAAUUUUAAAAAUCAAAGGGUCCAAAUUCGUAAUUUUAGACCAGUUUAAUCCUUAAUAUGAUGUUUGCUUUAGAUCAGUUGUACCAAAUUAGAGGAGUGAAAUAAAUGUUUGUUGGAUUCUUUUA
Messenger RNA from Mercurialis annua (annual mercury), 1410 nucleotides. Its product is annotated as 2-alkenal reductase (NADP(+)-dependent). Gene Ontology annotation, molecular function: oxidoreductase activity, acting on the CH-CH group of donors, NAD or NADP as acceptor. Lineage: Eukaryota; Viridiplantae; Streptophyta; Magnoliopsida; Malpighiales; Euphorbiaceae. The record is from RefSeq and is a predicted model, not a curated record. The transcript is spliced from 5 exons. The coding region runs from base 202 to 1245 and encodes 347 amino acids.